Molecule: messenger RNA, 671 nt
Organism: Gigantopelta aegis
Lineage: Eukaryota; Metazoa; Mollusca; Gastropoda; Neomphalida; Peltospiridae
Exons: 4
Coding region: 61-594 (177 amino acids)
Source: RefSeq, a predicted model, not a curated record
ACAGCCUGUGGUGGAGUCACCUCCAACCCGGAAAGUGGUGAUCGGACCCGAGUGAUAAAGAUGCAGUACAGCUCUAACUACAUCACCGACCGAGACACCAAGCUGACGGUCACGUGUUCAAGUGGAGCAGGAACAGUUGACGUCACGGCGGCCUUCACAAGCCAAGACUCUGAUGGAAACACGAAGGAGCAGGCUAUCAGCGGCACGGCUGACCUCGCAUCUGACGCUGUAGACUUUGUGAUCAAGCUGAAGAAUGAUUCUGUUGUAUCCAGCUCCACUGUGGUGCCUCUAAAUGACCAGCUCACCUUCCAGUUUAACGUAAACAGAGAAAAAGCGCCAGGGGGAGAAAGUUGCAAAUACAUUCAAACCUUAGGAAAAUGGGCCGGCGGUUUGUUUAAUAAGCAACUGUUCGAAGUGACACUAGUGGACGAGUGUAAGAAUGCUUGCAACAACGAGACCCGGUGCAAAACUAUUGACUACAUCCACAAUGAUGAGGUUUGCUUCAUGUACUACACGGACACCCCCAGUUUGGAGAACCAGUUGAAUUUUGAACACUACGACAAAGAUUGUGGUUCUGGUAAUUUUGCACGUUAAUUGACAGACGUUGUGUUUAUACAGUGAAACUUCUCAAAACGGGAAUCUUAUCCCUCAAAACCGCACUUAUUAGUCCC